This is a messenger RNA of Anolis sagrei ordinatus, 513 nucleotides long. The record is from RefSeq and is a predicted model, not a curated record. Lineage: Eukaryota; Metazoa; Chordata; Lepidosauria; Squamata; Anolidae.
AUGACUGAAGCCUUAGAGCCACCUCAGCCAUCUGUCUAUGAAGUAGACUAUGUCGCUGGCUAUGAAGGCAUAACAUUUCUGGAUGAAGGCAAUAUCCCAACUAUUUCAGAAAAUGAGGCGAAAGAAGCUUUUGUCCAGUAUGUGGCAAGGAAACGUUGUUACAAUAAAGCCCCUGCCAGGGAGAUGGUGAUUACUGAUCUGCAAGCACUGAAUACAUACAGAUAUCGCUUAGAGACCUUCACUGAAUCAAGGUUUGCAUCAUGGAAAUCAGAACCAUACUGGGAUGAAGAGGUAGAUUCUCCUCAAAAUGGUGCAGCUCCUUUGCCUUGGGAUCUAAGAGCAGAUGUUCCUGACAUGUUCAAAGACAAGAUUAUGAUGAUCAAAGUACCUCACACAUCUUCUAUAACGGGAUGCCCAGUGUGUGAGUGUUCAGGCAGAAAAACAUGCACCUUGUGCUGGGGUCACAAAACUGUAAGUAUCUGCUUACACAAACCUAUGAAGCAUUUGAUAUGA